AUGUCGUCCUCCAGAGACGACCCCCCCGGCGUCGUCGUCGCCGCGGACGCGCCCGACCCCGGCCCCUCUGCCGCCGUUCUGGCCGCCCACAGUGCCACGGUCGUCUCGGAGCAUCUCCCCUCGAGCGAAUCGGCCGUCUCCGCCUUCCUGGCGGUCCCGCACUAUCCGAACGUCCUUGAGUUCCAUGAGGGGUCCGGCCAUCGAGCGCGACGACUUCGCCUACCCCCCGACCGCGUGCCCGACCCGGGCGCCCUGCCCAACCCGUCCUCGCCGUCCGGGGAGUGGUACCUCUCCGACUCGGAAAUGACGGACGCGCUGUCGGAGAUGGGUGGCGUCCCGCUGGAGCCCUACCUGGGCGGACACGUUGGUCUGGCCGCCCUCUCCCCAUUUGAAAACCCCCGCCCCGCGCCCAUCGCCUCCACCCUCUCCAGCGACACCGAGGAUGCGACCGACAUGAUCAUGGACUACGAGCCCUCGGUGGACGACCGGCUGACGACGUUGUCGGAGGAUGACGAUCCGGACGAUACGCACAAGUUCUACUCGGACGAUGGGGACUACGGGGACCUAGACGACGACCUCCGCGCCCGCCACGACACCAGCACGCUGUCGGAGGUCGACCUGGAGGAUUUCUACCAGGGAUACAGCCCAGGAUACGGUCCGCCGCUGUCAGACUUGGUGGGCUCGGUGCGCGACGACUACAGCAACGCAUUCUCGGAGGGCGAGGACUCGAGCAACGCCGAUCCGACGGGGGAACCGCAUUUUGCAGACCCGGUCGUGGGAACCACCCGCGAACGGAACCUUAACGUUGACCAAUUUAUCGCCCACUGGCUGUGCGCGUCGGCGGGCUCGAUGCCCAGCUUUUCCCAGUCGCCUGCACAACUGCCGCGCAGUGCCAUCGUGCAGCUGAUGGGGUGGAUCCCGCCGGCGCAGAUGAUACGACCGCCGGGGCUGACGCAGGACUUCGAUCUCCAGCAGAUCCCCUGGUGGGACACGCUGCGGAUCAAGCGGUCGUUUGCGCGGCUCCUGCGCGACCAAUCUUACACGUCAUACCACAACCUGGAGUACUCGGGGCAGCGGCCGGGAGCGCGGCUCCCGCAGGAGGAGGGAUACUUCCGGGGGAAGGCGAUGUACACAGAACACAAGGCCAGCAUCGAGCACUUCCAGCUGCGGAACCUGAUGUCGGUGGUGGCGUACAACACGGUGCACUUCGCGCACGAGUCCAAGGUGUACUCGUGGGUGCCGGCGUACAACGACCUGACGUGUCUGAUCGACCUGGCCAGCCCGGCGGUGGAGUCGGGGCUGGCGGGGCCGGUCAAGAUCUCGACGAUGAAGUCGGCGCACGACCUGACCAUCGCGGGGGGGUUCUCGGGGGAGUACGCGGUGCGGGGGGCGGGCGCGGCGGCGCAAGGCUACGUGACGAAGGACCCGAACGGGAUCACCAACCACAUCGACAUCGUGCCGAGCCGGACGAAAUGCUCGCCGAUGGGCAUCUUCGCAUCCAACGACCGCCACCUGCGGGUGCUGGACUGCGAGACGAACACCUUCGUGCUAGACCACGAACUGUCCCGCGCCAUCAACUGCACCUCCACCUCGCCCGACGGCCGCCUCCGAGUCCUAAUCGGCGACUCGUCCGACGCCUGGGUCGUCGAAGCCGACACCGGCCGCCCCGUGCACCCCCUCCGCGGACACCGCGACUUCGGGUUCGCCUGCGCCUGGUCGCCCGACAUGCACCACAUCGCGACCAGCAAUCAAGACAAAUCGGUGAUCAUCUGGGACGCGCGCACGUGGGGGAUGAUCCAGAAGAUCGAGUCGGACGUCGCGGGGUACCGGUCCCUGCGGUGGUCGCCCGUCGGCGGCGGCCCGCGCACCCUGCUGCUGUGCGAGCCGGCCGACCGCAUCGCCAUCGUCAACGCGCAGACGUACCAGAGCCGCCAGGUGCACGACUUCUUCGGGGAGAUCGGGGGCGCGGACUAUGCCCCAGACGGCAGUUCCAUCUGGGUCGCCAACACGGAUGAACACUUCGGGGGCUUCCUAGAGUAUGAGCGGCGACAGUGGGGGCAACGGUUUGGGCUGCGCGAUCGCGCGAAUGAAUGGGUGAGGGGGGCUGGACUGGACGAGGAUCCGCGGUGCUUGUUGAGUGAGCGCGAGCGGCAGUUACGGUUCUUGUGGAAUACGAGUGAUGAGGAGCAUGAGAUGUUGCUGCUUUAGCAGCAGCAGCAGUGAGUUGAGUUGAGUUGUGUUGGGCUGGAGCUGCAGCUGUUGUAGUGGGUUGUUGAUGGUGACAGGGAUUGGAUGGGAUGUGAUGGGAUGGUGUGCAUGGGCGGAGCUGUGAUUUAGCGUAGAUACCACUUGUUUAUCUGUUAGUCUGCAUACCAAAUGGACAUACUACUCAUU
Molecule: messenger RNA, 2394 nt
Organism: Aspergillus heteromorphus CBS 117.55
Lineage: Eukaryota; Fungi; Ascomycota; Eurotiomycetes; Eurotiales; Aspergillaceae
Product: WD40 repeat domain-containing protein
Exons: 3
Coding region: 1-2208 (735 amino acids)
Molecular function (GO): protein binding
Source: RefSeq, a predicted model, not a curated record